Pristis pectinata (smalltooth sawfish) is the source of this 2238-nucleotide messenger RNA. RefSeq names its product interferon-inducible GTPase 5-like. The transcript is spliced from 4 exons. Gene Ontology annotation, cellular component: membrane. The coding region runs from base 187 to 1407 and encodes 406 amino acids. Gene Ontology annotation, molecular function: GTP binding; GTPase activity. NCBI's taxonomy places the organism in Eukaryota, Metazoa, Chordata, Chondrichthyes, Rhinopristiformes, Pristidae. The record is from RefSeq and is a predicted model, not a curated record.
AAACAAACCGGAAUGGAGUGCUGAUCACAGCGGACCUCCAAUGACAGAACCGCAUUGAACAAAGACCGAGUACAAAAGGAGGAAAAUCACACAACCGAAGACAAAGAGGCUCUCCGAGCACCCGAUUGAAGCCCUGUAAUCACUGGGUCAUUACACAGGCCAGCCAACGAAACACAGAUAUCGAGAAUGGGAGGCGCGAGCUCCAGUGAACAGACGGCGGAGACUGAGACCCCCGCAUUCUUCACACAGGAAGAGCUCAGCAAACUGAAGUCUAAUUUUGAAACAGGUGGGGUCGAAAAAGUUAAACCUCUGAUAGAGAAGAAGGUCACUGAGCUGGACAACACAGAGCUUAACAUCGCAGUGACGGGAGAAACAGGUACAGGAAAAUCCACCUUCAUCAAUGCCAUGAGAGGGCUUCGGAGCACCGAUCCGGGUGCAGCUGAAGUUGGGACCACAGAAACAACAAUGGAGCCAAGCGGAUACCCACAUCCCAUUUUGCCCAAUGUUCGCUACUGGGACCUGCCAGGGAUCGGAACUACAAGAUUUCCAGCGGGUAAAUACCUGACGGAAAUGAAAUUUAAAAGAUACGAUUUCUUUAUCAUUAUCUCCGCUUUUCGAUUCAGAGAAAGUGAUGCAAAACUUGCCAAAGAGAUUAAACGACUUGGGAAAGACUUCUAUUUUGUCCGCUCUAAGGUUGACGUCGAUCUUGAUUCCAUGAGGAAGGAAUACAAGGUUAUUAAUGAAGAAGAAGAGCUGGGAAAGAUUCGAAGUGACUGCAUCAGGAAGUUGAGAGAGGCAGGGUUUCUGGAUCCAACUGUGUUCCUGAUAUCCAGUUUUGAGCAGGAUCGGUUUGAUUUCAAUCGGUUAAAUGAAGGACUUGAAGGUGAUCUAAAUAAUGUAAAGAAAAGGAUCUUUGUCCUCGCCCUUCCAAACCUAAGUGUGGAAAUAGUUCAGAAGAAAAAUGUGAUUCUGAAGAAGCAUAUCUGGAUGUUCGCAACGCUCUCAGGAGGAUUGGGAGCGGUCCCGGUUCCUGGCGUCUCUCUCGCUUGCGACAUCUGUAUAGUGAUUGGAGCCAUUGUCCAUUUCCGAAAAUGUCUGGGUCUGGAUGAUGCUUCUCUUCAAAGACUGGCCGAAAGGGCAGGUAAACCUGUGGAAGACCUGAAGGCGGAAAUAAAAGCUCCCCUGCUGGGGGAAAUAACCCCAGAUGUAAUUGUAAGGUUAGGUUGGGGCGCUGCUGUUGUUACCGUUUCUGCCAUGGAAUUCGCUCUUGACUUUGUCCCAGUCAUUGGUUCCAUUUUUGGAGCAGGGUCAUCAUUUCUCAUGACCUACAAAUUACUGAGUGCUGCACUGAAGGAUCUUACGGAGAGCGCAACGAGAGUGGUGAAGGUUGCGUUUGCGUCUGAUUAACUAGUCUGCAGAAACAUCGAUCCAAGCGGAUGAACAUAUGGAUCAAUUUCUCGUCAAUGUUGGUUUACCGUGAAUUGAAUGUAUUCUUACUUCAGCUAAAACAUCACAAAAUAUAGUUUCAUUGAUGAAAGAAUGCAGACAAAACAAUGAAAUCCUUUUAGUUUAAUUUUCUCCAAUUAAUUUGAUACUCUGCAGUUUUAUACGGUUCUUUAGUUUGUUAUGGGGAGUCUUGAUGGAUAUAGUUGAACAAAACAGUACAGCAUGACCUGGAUACUAAUGGAGUGAACAUUGAGUGCUCCCAAGCUUUAAUCCCUUUACUUUCAUCUUCAGAACAAGUGGCAUGUCUCCAGCGAAGACGUGAUGCAGUUAGCUUUACACCAGCUCCGUCAGUAAUGUUAUUACCAGGAAUGGUGUUAUCAAAGAUGACGUGAAUUUAGCAACUUCCCAGAAAAUUCGCCAACAACAAACACAAACAAAACAUCUUUGGAUCACUCAACAGGGACAUUGCUUUACUACUUGGUGAAGUGAAGUGUAAUCCAUGUUGGACCACACAGUAUAUUCAUUAACAGACGGGAGUUGUGAAAUCCCUGGGAAUGGGAACAAGGAGAAGAAAAUGAUCUGCACGAAGCACGUUCAGAAGGCCAGGUGCAGUGGGAGUAACGUGUGGAAGCAUCUUACACCAGCUGACUGCAAAUCUUCUGCUGCAUUACGGACUCGAACAGCCGAUUGAUGAUAUAUUGUAAUGUUCUUUCAUGCUGUGAUUAAUUUACAAUUUUCCAAACGUGUAUAUUGUUGAUCCAUAACCAUUCCUUAAGAGACAUUUACAUCAUA